AACCCUAAUUCUAAAUUAACUCCAAAAUCUUUGCCACUUCUUCUUGUCUGCCCCCUGACCUUCUUUGCCAACACAACAGACAAAAACUUUUAAUUACCGUUUAUUUAUAUUCCAUUUAAUUAAUUUAUUACCUUCUAAAACCCUAAAAAUUCCUUCAUUUUUGAAUUGAAAAAACCCUAAUUAUCUCACUCCAUCAGAAACCCUACUUUUCUGGUUCAGGACUUUUACAGAGACAGAGAAUUUUAUGUUCCCGCCUCGUUGAACUGGUGUAAAAUAGAGAAGAGGGUGAGUGAAAUUGAAAUGCAAGUUCAUAGUGAUGCAGAAAUUGUUGCAGAAAGGCCCUUGUUCUACUCCCAUCCUCUGCACUUCUUCUUCUCAAACUCUUAAUCUUUUCAAAUUUCGACACAAACCCACUUCUUCUUAUCACUCCCUCUCUACUGGGUUCCCUUCUUUUCAACCCCAAACUCCCAUUUUCUCCUUAUCUCAUAAACCCUCUUCCUCAAUGCCCACGGUGGCUCCACCUCUUUCCGGCACCAGCUCCUCCUAUUCUGGCUGUGUACCUAAAAAAACUAACAUAAUCAGAACAAACUACAGUGGUACUAUAUGCCGCUGUGCAGCAAUUGACAGAAAGAACAACAGGGUAAGCCUUAAAGUUCCAUUUCGGGCCUGGGUGGUAGUCCGCCCUGCCUGGUACCAUACCGCUGUGGUGGAAGAUGGUAGUCCUGUGAGCGCAGCUGCAAAGGCGGCGGUUGAGGGAAUGGAGAGUGAGGAUAAUGAGGAUGGUGAGGAUGCGAAGGUAGAAAAGGGGACGGUGAGAGUGAGUAAUAGAAGGCAGAGAAGUGAAGUUUUAGAGAAUGCAAAUGCAGAUUUGUUGACAAUUCCAGGUGUGGGUCCCAAGAAUUUGAGGAAGUUGGUGGAGAAAGGGUUUCAAGGAAUGGCUGAGCUUAAGCAAUUUUAUAAGGACAAGUUUCUUGGGAAGGCGAAUGAGACCAUGGUCGAGUACCUACGGAGUUCUGUUGGAAUUAUUCACCGAAAUCAUGCUGAGAGCAUUACAGUUUUCAUCAAAGAUAGGGUGGAUGAAGAGUUAAAGGACGUAAACACAGAUGCCAAACCUUCACCUAAGGACCGGAUUACAUUUUGUGUUGAAGGAAAUAUUAGCGUUGGAAAGACAACGUUUCUUCAGAGAAUAGUAAGUGAUACAAUUGAGCUUCGUGAUCUUGUUGAAGUGGUGCCAGAACCCGUUGAUAAGUGGCAGGAUAUUGGACCUGACCACUUCAAUAUACUGGAUGCUUUCUAUGCUGAUCCAAAUAGGUAUGCAUAUACUUUCCAGAACUAUGUCUUUGUCACAAGGGUGAUGCAGGAGAGAGAGUCGUCUUCUGGGAUAAAGCCACUCAGGUUGAUGGAGAGGAGUGUUUUCAGUGACAGAAUGGUAUUUGUACGAGCUGUGCAUGAAGCAAAGUGGAUGAAUGAGAUGGAGAUCAGUAUUUAUGACUCAUGGUUUGAUCCAGUCGUGUCAGUUUUGCCUGGGCUUAUUCCUGAUGGUUUUAUCUAUCUUAGAGCAAGCCCUGAUACUUGCCACAAGAGAAUGAUGAUUCGGAAGAGAGAAGAAGAGGGUGGAGUCAGUCUUGAUUAUCUUCGUGACUUGCAUGAAAAACAUGAGAGCUGGCUUUUUCCUUCUGAAACUGGUAAUCAUGGAGUAUUAUCCUUCAGCAAACCCACUCAACUGGAUAACUCUGUGCAUCCUGAUAUAAGAGAUCGUGUGUUUUGUUUGGAAGGGGAUCAUAUGCAUUCAAGUAUUCGAAAGGUGCCUGCUUUGGUUCUUGACUGUGAAGCCAACAUUGAUUUUAGCAGAGAUGUUGAAGCAAAGGAGCAUUAUGCUCGUCAAGUAGCAGAGUUUUUCAAGUAUGUGAAAAACAGGAAAGGAGUUGCAUCCCCGACAGCUGAUAAAGGCGGUUUUAUGAGAGACCCGAAGGUUUUGUUUCCUGAAAAAGGCGGAUUGCUUUUUCCAAACAAAAUGCACUUCUCAGAUUCGGCACUCAAAUCAUUAGAUAUUAGACGAGCAAUGUCGAUCAUGUCUGGUAAGUAGUAGUUUCGUGGCCGCAUUUUGCAACCUAGGUCUGUGUAAAGAGUUUUCCCGUCGUCUGAUACUGUCCUUGGUUGAUGUGUCUAGUUACUCAGUUCAGGUCAUGUAAAAAUGUUAACCCCUAGGCUUUAGUGAUGUAGAUGCUUGUAUGAUGGAAUGCUUUGAUGGUCUUAAUGUUUGACGAUGCUUAGUUUUCUGCAAUCCCCAUUAUAUUAUGGUUGCUUUUUCA
Molecule: messenger RNA, 2312 nt
Organism: Mercurialis annua (annual mercury)
Lineage: Eukaryota; Viridiplantae; Streptophyta; Magnoliopsida; Malpighiales; Euphorbiaceae
Exons: 5
Coding region: 317-2086 (589 amino acids)
Cellular component (GO): cytoplasm
Molecular function (GO): deoxynucleoside kinase activity
Source: RefSeq, a predicted model, not a curated record